Molecule: messenger RNA, 4068 nt
Organism: Colletotrichum karsti
Lineage: Eukaryota; Fungi; Ascomycota; Sordariomycetes; Glomerellales; Glomerellaceae
Exons: 2
Coding region: 1-4068 (1355 amino acids)
Biological process (GO): protein phosphorylation; stress-activated MAPK cascade
Cellular component (GO): cytoplasm
Molecular function (GO): MAP kinase kinase kinase activity; ATP binding
Source: RefSeq, a predicted model, not a curated record
AUGUCCACCGAGCCGUCCCCUCGCGCUGUGCGUUUUUCCAACGGCGACGACGAAUUGCGCCCACACGAGAUCAUGCCCCAGCGUCCUCUCCCCAUCCCCGUCGACUCCGACAACUCUGCCUCGUCUGCCGAUUCCCACCCUGACGACCCGCACGCCCUCGAGCGCCAAGAUGAGGUCGGUUCUCUCGCCAGAUACUCCGAGGGUCAGGUUGGUUCCGUGUCCAACUUGGUUCAAGCUACGAUAGCCAACGGCGGUAUCACACGAAGUCUACGAAGCAACGCCAGCGACGGCGAUCCUGUCUAUACAAACGGCACUGCUGCCGCAAAAGUCCAAAGGCCCAGUGCCCCCGCGAGAACCCCUUCCAACACCUACGCCCCAGCCGCCCACCGCAGGCCUCUACCUCAAGCCCCUCCGUCCUUCGUCGAGACCGUACGAGCAUCCUCUAGGGGUCGCCCACGACCCAGUGAGAGGUUUCGCCAGCAAGAGAGAGCAUACGUUCAGAGACUACGUCAGGAUCACGGUGACGGCUAUCCCUUCGACGGCUAUUCCAACGGCAUGAGUCAAGGCGGUGAUUCCGACUCCGAGGGCGAGACGCCCUCCUCCGAAGGACCCUUUGACGACAGAUACGACCAGGAAACAAUCAUGUUCUAUGGCAACGACGAUUUGCAGCCCAGCGACGAAGAUCUCAAGGACCCCGCGAACCGGGAACGGCUAGAGUGGCACGGCAUGCUGGAAGCUGUCUUGACUGGAGAUGUUGUCAGGCAAGAAAAAAAGAGGCUGAUUGGCUCCAAUGAGACAGCAAUAGGAAUGAGUGGACAAAAGGCCGAGCUUUGGCUUGGCAUUCGAUCAAAGGUCUGCGGAAGACAUCUGCCCGUGCAAAGACGAAUGGUUGAGGAGGCCCGCUCGGCGCUUGACCGUACCCUGGACGAGAUCAUCAACUUCUCCGUCAAGGGCGAGAGCGAAGCUGGAAAGCCGCCCUACGAACAAGUCAAGGACGUGGUGAAGAAGAUUGACAAGUGCGAAAGUCUGUACCCCUCGUGGACGUCACUGGCGGCCGAACACCCGUCAGCCAACUCGCCGCUCUUCCACGAAGCGUCAGAAUCUAUCAUUUCCUGGUAUAACACUAAUGAACUCAUCAACACGGAACUUGCCAUUCUCAAGAAGUGGGUAGGCAACGAAGAAUUGGACUUCACGAGGACACGACAGCGCUCUCCUGUUGGCAAUGGCAUCACAGACGAAUCGUCAUUCCUCGACCGAUUGAUGAAAGAAGAUGGCCUCAAGUCACUUUACGAUGAGGAGUUUGACACCGAGAAGAACAAGGAUGCGCAUAAGGGCAUGUUGCCAGGAAUCUCAACGGUCAUCAACAAAUCCAAGGAUACUCUCAUCCGCAACUUCGCCGCCUUCCAAAAACGCCAUCUCCCUCCCUACAUCGAAGAGCUUCUCACGCUGAUUAGUUUCCCAUCUCGGUUGAUUGAGGAGAUUAUCAAGAUGCGACUCGCUUACGCUAAGAAGGUCAAGGAGUCCGCGCAACAAAAUCCCAUGAUGCAGGACCAGAUGAUCGGUCAAUUCCAAUUGCUCCUCAAGCUGGCAAUCCGUAUCAAGUUGGAGUGUCUCGCCGUUACGCAGCCAGAACCCGGCUGGGAACUUCCGCCCUGCAUCGAUGAAUCGUUCGACCAGGUUGUUCUGGAUGCUCUGAAAUACUACUUCAAAAUGCUCAACUGGAAGCUCAGUGGCAACAAGAACACCUUCAAGGAAGCUGAACUGCUGUUUCAAGAGUGGGAUUUCGCCAACGAGAUCGGCAGUCACCUUCUGGGCGGUGACGUCGAAGUGGCCGAGCAGUUCAGCUCUUUAACGUUCAAGGCCAUCAACCGUCUGAGUGUGACAUUCGAGAAGGAGCUUCAAGUCAAGCCGAAGGAGAGUACGGCUGAGAUGAGCAAGAGAUAUAAGCAAUGCUUGGACUCCGUUCGAGUAAGGCAGCGGAUGUUGCAGCGAUUCUCCAGGAUGUUGAGCGAAAACUACGAAAACGCAUCCGACUUUAGCAUCUCGUUCGACCCGGAGAAGCUCCAGGAGUUCUACGACAGACUUAUUUCCUCUGGGCACUUCCAGGUCUUUACCGAUCUCUACGAAGCAGAGGGCAUCUUCAUCAUGGCAUCACCCUCCUUACUCGAAAGACACGAGGCCAUCCACUCCAUUCUCGGCCUCAGCUCCCCAGAGCAGUUUUCCGAGGAUGUCACAGACCCCUACCUUCUGGUAUUGCGCCCCGAAAGCUCGCCGCACUGGUUCGGCGAUGUUGUACCACUCUCUGUUCGAGAACGAAGUAUCGACCUGAAGAAAGGUCACAUGAGACUUGUAGCUGCUGGUGCACAGGCUCGGCUCGUAAAUGCCAGGAAGGCUUUCAUCGAUGCUGUGGAUAUGCACGUUGAUCUGGUGGUCGAGCAGAGAUCGAACCUGCACAAGGUCAACACGCGUCUCAUGGAAAUCAGGCGAGUCGCCUACAAACUGUCCAAUAACUUCAUGGACAGUGUUGAGAUCAUUCGAAAGCAAACCCAGGGCAGAGAGGUUCAGGAACUCAUCCAGACUUGCUUCGUCUUCGCAACAGAGUUCGGUCAGCGAUCACUGCUUGUCAUGGACAGCAAUCGGAAACAAAUGAACAACUUGAAGCUCACAAAACUUGCGCUGGAUUGGGUCAGCUUCAUCUGCGAUGACUGUAUCGCAUCGGAUCGAAAGACGUUCCGGUGGGCGGUCUUGGCUCUGGAGUUCGCCAUGGGCAUGACACGAGGAAGGCACAUCCUGGCCUUGGGCGAGGAUGAGUAUGCACGGCUUCGAGCCAAGGUGGCCGGUUGCAUGGCUCUUCUCAUCUCGCACUUUGACAUCAUGGGUGCCAGAUCCAACUUGGCCGCCCAAGCAGAGAAGGAGCGCAUUGAGGCUUUGGUGGGUCAGUUCAAGCGUCUUGAUAAAAAUCGGAUGCUCGACGAUCAAGAGGCUUCGAAAUGGAUCACAGAGCAGAGAUUGGAGGAAAUCGACAAAGUGGACGAAUUCAGGAAGGCGAAGGAAGCCGAAAGACAGGCACUCGGUCGCGUCCUCGAGGGAAACAACGAAGUUGACCGUUCCCUCGCAUACCUCUCGUCAUCAGCUACGAACAUCACGAUGCGCUGGCAGCAGGGUCACUUUGUGGGCGGCGGCACUUUUGGCAACGUCUACGCCGCUAUGAACCUUGAUUCUGGCCACUUGAUGGCUGUCAAGGAGAUUCGUCUGCAGGAUCCCAAGUUGAUUCCUACUAUUGCCGAGCAGAUCAAGGACGAAAUGGGUGUUUUGGAGGUGCUCGACCACCCCAACGUUGUAUCCUACUACGGUAUCGAAGUCCACCGAGACAGAGUCUACAUCUUCAUGGAAUUCUGUCAAGGUGGUUCUCUUGCAAACUUGCUGGAGCACGGCCGUAUCGAGGAUGAACAAGUCACUAUGGUUUACGCAUUGCAGCUGCUUGAGGGUCUUGCUUACCUCCAUGAGAGCGGCAUUGCCCAUCGCGAUAUUAAACCAGAAAACAUCCUUCUCGACCACAACGGUAUCAUCAAGUACGUUGACUUUGGUGCUGCGAAGGUCAUUGCAAGACAAGGCAAAACGCUAGUCCAGGACAUAACCGCUACCAAGCCCAACAAGUCCAUGACAGGAACACCGAUGUACAUGUCACCUGAAGUCAUCAAGGGCGAGAAUCCAGGCAGGGCGGGCUCAGUAGAUAUCUGGUCUCUAGGUUGCGUCAUCCUAGAGAUGGCCACAGGCCGCCGCCCCUGGGCUAAUCUCGACAACGAAUGGGCCAUCAUGUACAACAUUGCCCAAGGCAACCCGCCUCAGCUGCCGUCGACCGACCAACUCAGCCCGCAGGGAAUCGAUUUCCUGAGAAGGUGUUUCACUCGGGAUCCCAAGAAGAGAGCAUCCGCGGUUGAGCUUCUUCAGCACGAAUGGAUCAUGACAAUCAAGAGCCAGGUCGUCGAGCCACCCACGCCAAGUGACUCUAGUUCAGUCCAAUCGACGCCCAGCUCUCGCAGCGCAAACAACGACGGCUUCUACUAG